Urocitellus parryii (Arctic ground squirrel) is the source of this 1887-nucleotide messenger RNA. The record is from RefSeq and is a predicted model, not a curated record. Lineage: Eukaryota; Metazoa; Chordata; Mammalia; Rodentia; Sciuridae.
UCCUGGCCCACGCCCGCCCGCGCUCGGCCCGCCAGCGCCUCCAUCCGGGCUGGCGGCCCCGCGUCGACGCCGUCCGUCGCCUCGCUGCUAACUCCCGUACCGGGCGCCGUCGGCGGGGCCGCGCUCCGUCGGGCCUGCGGAUUCCCCGCCGCCUCCUCCUCCAUCUACCUCAACACCCCGUCCCCGCUUCGCCGGAGGAGGCGGUCCCCCCCGCAGGCAGUCCGGCUUGCAGGCCGCCGGCGUUGUCAUCCCCCGCGCUCCCCCCCAGCCCUCCCCCGGCGCGCAGCCCGGCCGCUCCCCCUUCCGCGCUGCGUCCCGAGCGGCCCCCGGCGCCGCCACCGCCUGCCCCCCCCCAGAGGCCCGGGCUUGCGACGGCCGAGGGCUCCGUCGGCCCAUACCGAGCUGGGCGCCCGCGGCCUGGGUGACGCCUCCUCUCCGCCCCAUUCAGCACCGUCCCCGGCCCUCGACGUUGCGCUCUUCCCUUGGCUUCUCCGCCCCGCUCUCUCUCCGCGCCUGGCGCGGCCCCGCUCUCCCACCGCCACCUUUCCCGGGCUCCCUCCCGCCCCCCCCCAGAUCCUUGCCUCCAACUCCCUCCCCCCUCAAGCCCGCCCUCUGCCUUCGCCUACCAAAGUGGAUUAAUUAUACGCUUUCUGUUUCUCUCCGUGCUGUUCUCUCCCGCUGCGAGCCUGCCCGCCUCUCGCUGUCCUCUCUCCCUCUCGCCCUCUCUCUGGCCCCCCCCUUUCACGUUCACUCUGUCUCUCUGACUAUCUCUGCCCCCCUCUAUCCUUGGUACAACAGCUGACCUCAUUUCCCGAUACCCUUUCCCCCCCGAAAGUACAACAUCUGGCCCGCCCCAGCCCGAAGACAGCCCGUCCUCCCUAAAGAAGCAGAAGAGUCCCCCCCCAAAAAAAAGCCAUCCCCCCGUUCUGCCCCGUCGCACAUUCGGCCCCAGCGACUCGGCCAGAGCGGCGCUGGCAGAGGAGUGUCCGGCAGGAGGGCCUUCGCCCGCUGUUCGGCUUGCGCUAAAGCAGCAGGGAGGUGGGCGGCAGCUUCGCGGCUUCCAGAUACCAAUGGGGAUCCCAAUGGGGAAGUCGAUGCUGGUGCUUCUCACCUUCUUGGCCUUCGCCUCGUGCUGCAUUGCUGCUUACCGCCCCAGUGAGACCCUGUGUGGCGGGGAGCUGGUGGAUACCCUCCAGUUUGUCUGUGGGGACCGCGGCUUUUACUUCAGCAGGCCCGCAAGCCGUGUGAACCGCCGCAGCCGUGGCAUCGUCGAGGAGUGCUGCUUUCGCAGCUGUGACCUGGCCCUCCUGGAGACCUACUGUGCCACCCCCGCCAAGUCCGAGAGGGACGUGUCUACCUCUACGACCGUGCUUCCGGACAACUUCCCCAGAUACCCCGUGGGCAAGUUUUUCCAAUAUGACACCUGGAGACAGUCCGCCCAACGCCUGCGCAGAGGCCUGCCUGCCCUCCUGCGUGCCCGCCGGGGUCGCAUGCUAGCCAAGGAGCUGGAAGCGUUCAGAGAGGCCAAGCGUCACCGUCCCCUGAUCGCCAUGUCCUCCAAAGAUCCGGCCCACGGGGGUGCCUCUUCGGAGAUGUCCAGCAAUCAGAAGUGAGCCAAAUUGUUGUGAUUCUGCAGUGUGUACCAUCAGCUCUGUGACCUCCUCUUGACCAGGGACAUUUCCAUCACGUCCCACCAUUCAGAUCUCUCUGUUCCAUUUCUGCCCUAGGGCUUCUCCCACCCAGCCCCCAUGCCCCGCCUCCCCACAUCAGGCGACCCCUCAGCCCCCCUCCACCGGGCUGAGGGAAUGACACCACCUUCAAAAACCAAAACCAAUUGGCUUUAAACAUCUUCCACAGAGACCCUUCCCCCAAAUUAUACAUCCACAC